UCUCCAAUUAUACCUGCCACUGUUUCAAAGGAUACUUUGGUGGCCAGUGCCAAUAUGGCCCUUACUGUGAUCCCAAAAGGAACAUAAACAUGUGUAAAAAUGGUGGAGAGUGUAGAUACCUUUAUGGCUCACUGGUUAAUACUUGCGAAUGUCCGCAAGAGUUUGAAGGUCCACAGUGCCAGUUUCCUAAGGCUCACAUAUCCUCAGAAUGCCUUGUCCUUGGCUGCAGUCAGACGUGUGUCAAGGAGUCGGAGGACAGGUACGCAUGUGGAUGUGAGGACGGCUACAGGCUGGGCAUGGACAACACGACAUGUGUGGAGGAAGGGCGCCUGCGUGUUGUUGUGGGGGUUUUGAUUCAUUCGAAAAACAACUCACAAACUGCUAUUCCAAGAGAAGAGGUGAAUAGCCAGGACUUCUUGACCUCCCUCAAGACAAAGGUGUCGGAGGCCUGUGACCAUUGGGGGUCUGGAGUAUGUGACAUAUCCCGACUAGACGUUAGCUCAUUUAGAAACACCACAGGAGGGUACUUACUGGAAUUUUACUUUUACUGUGAAAAGUCUGAUAUCCAGAAGGUGGAAAAUGGAAUCCGCAUUUUGGUGUCUGGGGGAUCCAUUUCUCCAUUCGUGAUCAAUCAGCAGUACCUGGAGAUACGGACAGAGCCAGCUCUACAUUUGUUGGAUGUUCAGAAUUACGAUAAACGGCCAGCUAUUCAAGGUCAGCUUCUGACGCUCGUCUGCACUGCACGUGGAUCGGAAUUUUUAAACUUUCGAUGGUUCAAAGAUGGUGCUCUGGUCAGAACGGACUUGGCCAAUCGAAACGCCUGGGAGCAACGUGUGCCAGCAACAGUUCACGAGACACAACUUGACAUACUCAACAUAGGAAAACGUCACACCACUCGAUAAAGGCGUUUUCACUUGUGAGGUGAGAGACUACAACCAAGUGGAAAAUAAGUCCAUUGGUGUGGAGGUGAUUGAACCGCCGUCUGUAGAAGUAAACACUCUCUCUGCCACAGUCAUUUAUAACUCUCCCCUC
Liolophura sinensis is the source of this 1032-nucleotide messenger RNA. RefSeq lists its product as uncharacterized. The record is from RefSeq and is a predicted model, not a curated record. Lineage: Eukaryota; Metazoa; Mollusca; Polyplacophora; Chitonida; Chitonidae. The transcript has 8 exons. The coding region runs from base 90 to 902 and encodes 270 amino acids.